AUGGAGGCGGAACUCGCCGAGCUCAAGGCCGAAGUCAAGAGACUUCAUGCCAAACUCCAGAAAGUCGAGGACGAGGCGGAAAUCCGAAAAGUCCAUUUCAAAUAUGGUUAUUACAUUGACAAGUGUCUCUACAACGAGGUCGUCGACAUGUUCUCGAACCACCCCGACGCCUACGUCGAGUUCCUCGGCUCGCGCUACCGGCGCAAGGAAGGUAUCCGGCGGCUGUACAUCGGACGGUUCCAGACGCACUUCGUCAAGGGGCGCAACGGCCCCGUGCACGGCUUCCUGCUGGACCACCCGAUGAUGCAGGACAUUGUGGACGUGGACGCGUCGGGGACGCGGGCGUGGGCGCGGAUCCGGGCGCUCAUGUCGGCGGGCACGCACCAAUCGAUCCAGGAGGAGCACCCGCGCGGGCACGCGCAGUGGUGGGAGGGCGGGGUGUACGAGAACGAGUACAUAAAGGAGGACGGCGUGUGGAAGCCGUUCCGUUACCGCUACUUCCCCUUCUGGCACGCCGACUUCGAGCGCGGCUGGAGCCACACCAAGAAGAACUACAUCCCCUGGCCCACGGUCACGUUCCCGGACGACCCUCUAGGCCCGGACGAGCUACUCGACCAGAAGAUGCUGUGGCCCGACACCCGCGUCGUGCCCUUCCACUACCCCCACCCGGUCACGGGGCAGAUGGUCAAGGCCGACGACCUGCGCGCCCCCAAGUACGGCGAGGACGUCAGCACCAGCUUACCGCCCCUGAGCAUCGCCUUGCCCAAGGACCAGCUGGAGAAGGAGGCCGAGGCGGGGAAGAAGACGGUGGUCGAGAACGGCGAGAUUGCGGACAGUACGCCUGCUUGAUAUUCGAGCCAGCGUCGAGACGGUUUGAUACUGUUGGGAGGGUCUGCCGUUCAAGUAGGAUGUAGGACACUUCAUUCGAUACAUGUUGCUGGGCGACCGGUGGAGAUGUGGCUAGCCUGAUGGGUGUAUAUGUGGAGAUACUCGUGCUGUAGGAGCCAGACAGUCACGUAUAGGUUCAAUCGAACUACCAGUCAGAAUUGC
Cladophialophora immunda is the source of this 1050-nucleotide messenger RNA. RefSeq lists its product as uncharacterized. The record is from RefSeq and is a predicted model, not a curated record. The transcript is spliced from 3 exons. Lineage: Eukaryota; Fungi; Ascomycota; Eurotiomycetes; Chaetothyriales; Herpotrichiellaceae. Bases 1 to 849 code for a protein of 282 amino acids.